CGGUCUUUGCUACCUCCCCCGUGCCGGGGAACCACGUGUGCAGGCCGUUCUGCCUUUCAGCCCCGCCCUAACGCACCUCGCAGCCUGGCCGCCAGCCUGACCCAGAACCCCCGGCCGGGAGGGAGGGGUGGGAAUGUUUGCACGUGGGGCCCGGACGUCCGGGCCGUCUCGGAGCCUGCAUGCAUGGCUGUGUGCGUCGAGGAGCAGCGGCUUUGUUUGUGAGUGUGUGACUCUGCGUUACUGUUACUGUCACUGGGGUGUGUCUUUGACUCUCUGUAGUUCUCAGUGUGUCUGAGUGCAGGUGACUUUAGCUGGGACCCAUGGUGGCUGGGGUUGUGUGGUGCUGUGUAUCUCUGAGACCCAGCCCGCCCCCUGAAGCAUUGCCAGAAGUGCUGUUCUGUUGGAACCGCAGCUGGAGCCGUGGCCCAGGCCAGGCCCUUCCCUGCCAUGCUGGUGCUGGACCCGUCUCCAGGGCCCAGAUGGUCCCUCUUCCCAAAAUCAGAGCCAGCAGUGCUGGGCAGACUCCAGAAAGUUCAUCCCAAUCCUUGAGGUCUUGGAGGAAGGGUGUCUUAUGCCCCACCCUGUAUUUUGACCUCCCGCUUCAGAGGGAAAGAAUCCCAUAAACAUCUUGUUCAUAUUUGGGUCUCUCCUGGGUGCUGAGGGCCACUUCCCUGCCUGGGCCUAGUUGGCCUGGCCUACUUGUCACUGCUACCUGUCCAACUAAACCACUGCCCACCAGGCUCCUGGGAGGACUAACUGAAGUCAUGAGUACCAAGCGCUCCUGCAUGGUAGAUACUCGGUAAAUGGUCACCCCUCCCCAGACCAAGAGUCCUGGGUUGAGGAUGGUGCCCUGUGGGGUGUCUGUUCUCUAGGGCAGAGGUACACAUGUGAGUCUGCAGGUAAAUGUGUUUCCAUUUGGAGGUAUGAACCACCGUGAUCAGAGGCCAUGUGUUCAUGUUUCUGAGAACACACAGAGGUGUGUGUUGAGUCACACGAUAAGGGCGUGCACCUUGAGUGUGAGGGUGCAUGAGGUUGUGCUUGUGUGCAUGUGUGUCAGCAAUAAUGAGGACCGUAUGCAUAUGUGGGUUAGUACUCAGGUGUGUGACGACGUGUGAGUAGUGAGUUGCUGGGGACUGUCCGUGUGUCUCUUUGCAGGUAGAAUGGGAGUCCGUGAGUGUCACAGGGUGUGAGCAGGCCGGCAGCCGGAUGCCCGGGCCCAUCGGGCCGGCCGGCGGCCGCCUGCGGGAUGAGCAGACUGCUGGGGGGCACGCUGGAGCGCGUGUGCAAGGCUGUGCUCCUUCUCUGCCUGCUGCACUUUCUCGUGGCCGUCAUCCUCUACUUCGACGUCUACGCCCAGCAUCUGGCCUUCUUCAGCCGCUUCAGUGCCCGCGGCCCUGCCCGUGCCCUCCACCCAGCUGCCAGCAGCAGCACCAACUGCUCUCGGCCCAACACCACCGCCCCCAGCUCGGGGCUCCCUGAGGCUCCCAGUGCCCGGCCCGGCCCCACGGCUCCCGCCCUGCCUCCCUGUCCUGACUCGCCGCCUGGUCUUGUGGGCCGGCUGCUGAUUGAGUUCACCUCCCCCAUGCCACUGGAGCGGGUGCAGAGGGAGAACCCGGGCGUGCUCCUGGGCGGCCGCUAUGCGCCGCCCGACUGCACGCCUGCCCAGACGGUGGCGGUCAUCAUCCCUUUUCGACACCGGGAGCAUCACCUACGCUACUGGCUCCACUACCUGCACCCCAUCCUGAGGCGACAGCGGCUGCGCUACGGCGUCUACGUCAUCAACCAGCACGGCGAGGACACCUUCAACCGGGCCAAGCUGCUCAACGUAGGCUUCCUAGAGGCACUGAAGGAGGACGCCACGUACGACUGCUUCAUUUUCAGUGACGUGGACCUGGUCCCCAUGGAUGACCGCAACCUGUACCGCUGUGGUGACCAGCCUCGCCACUUUGCCAUCGCCAUGGACAAGUUCGGUUUCCGGCUGCCCUAUGCUGGCUACUUUGGAGGCGUGUCAGGCCUGAGUAAAGCCCAGUUUCUGAGAAUCAACGGCUUCCCCAACGAGUACUGGGGCUGGGGUGGCGAGGAUGACGACAUCUUCAACCGGAUCUCCCUGACUGGGAUGAAGAUCUCGCGCCCAGACAUCCGCAUAGGCCGCUACCGCAUGAUCAAGCACGACCGGGACAAGCAUAACGAGCCCAACCCACAGAGGUUUACCAAGAUUCAAAACACGAAGCUGACCAUGAAGCGGGAUGGCAUCGGGUCAGUGCGGUACCAGGUCUUGGAGGUGUCUCGGCAACCACUCUUCACCAAUAUCACGGUGGACAUUGGGCGGCCCCCGUCAUGGCCCCCUCGGGGCUGAUGCUAAUGGACAAAGGCUCCCAGUGCCAAGGAUUGCCUGCCAGAGGACUGACCUAUAUAGCCUGGCUGGCGGCUACUCUGUGGGGGAUCCCCCAGGACUGAGACUGUGGGCUCUGUUUUCAGAGGGUCUUCCAUAGGCCCCCCCCCCCAGCUGCACCUGGAAGUUUCAGAACCUACUUUGGGGGACUUCCAACCCGGGCCAGCCCCUCCAGUGUGGCCCUCUCUGGGGUCAACCCUUCUUCCUGCCCCUCCCUCCCCAGCCCAGCCCUCCCUCACUGUCAGGGUCGGGCCAGCCCCUGCACUGCCUCACCGAGUGGCCUGGGCUAGGUCACUCCACCUCUCUGUGCCUCAGUUUCUCCCCCCUUGAGUCCCCUAGGGCCUGGAAGAGUGGGAGGUACAACUAGGGGGCAGUAUCGCUUCCAGGGGGAAUUCUCAGACUUGGGUAUCCCCCGUGUUCCCAGGGGAGGGGAAACCUUUUUCAUUCAACAUUGUAGGGGCAAACUCUGGUGCGCCCCCUGCUGAGGAGCAGCCCCAGGAGGGGACCAGAGGGGGUGCUGUGUCGCUGCCCAGGAUCUUGGGGUUGGGCUUUGCAUGGGGGGCGGGUGGGGCUUAGAUCAGUCAGUCUGGUUCGCGCCUCCCUGUCUCAGAGAGAAGGCAGUAGCCCCCAGGGCCGGCCGUUGUUUGUAUAUUGCACAGAAACUUGUGUGGGUGCUUUAGUAAAAAACGUGAAUGGAGCA
This is a messenger RNA of Callorhinus ursinus (northern fur seal), 3092 nucleotides long. The record is from RefSeq and is a predicted model, not a curated record. NCBI's taxonomy places the organism in Eukaryota, Metazoa, Chordata, Mammalia, Carnivora, Otariidae.